AUGGUUGCUCCAAAUGGUCACAAAUCGGAUAAGAUCAAGUUAUCUUCAAGCUCAUUCGGAAAGAGGCAAAUUGUGUGCCCCAGACCCAGGAGAUCCACUUCUGGAAUUGUUUGUGCUGCCAAAGAAUUGCAUUUCAACAAAGACGGCACUACCAUUAGGAAACUUCAAGCUGGUGUCAACAAGCUUGCAGACCUAGUUGGUGUUACACUUGGACCUAAAGGACGAAAUGUUGUUCUUGAGAGCAAGUAUGGUUCACCAAGAAUUGUUAAUGAUGGUGUGACUGUUGCAAGAGAGGUUGAGUUGGAAGAUCCGGUUGAGAAUAUUGGUGCUAAGCUUGUUAGGCAAGCAGCUGCCAAGACCAAUGACCUGGCAGGUGACGGAACUACAACAUCUGUGGUUCUUGCACAAGGCUUUAUCGCUGAGGGUGUCAAGGUGGUGGCUGCUGGAGCAAACCCUGUAUUGAUCACUAGAGGUAUUGAGAAGACAGCAAAGGCUUUGGUUGCCGAGCUCAAGAAAAUGUCUAAGGAGGUUGAAGACAGCGAGCUUGCAGAUGUGGCAGCUGUUAGUGCGGGUAACAAUGAAGAAAUUGGAAGUAUGAUUGCCGAAGCAAUGAGCAGAGUGGGCAGGAAGGGUGUGGUGACCCUUGAGGAGGGUAAAAGUGCCGAGAACGCCCUCUACGUAGUAGAAGGAAUGCAGUUUGAUCGUGGUUAUAUCUCCCCUUACUUUGUCACAGACAGUGAGAAAAUGUCGGUUGAGUUCGACAACUGCAAGGUAAAUGCUUCUUGA
Microthlaspi erraticum is the source of this 786-nucleotide messenger RNA. Lineage: Eukaryota; Viridiplantae; Streptophyta; Magnoliopsida; Brassicales; Brassicaceae. The record is from the annotation of a GenBank genome assembly.